Mercenaria mercenaria is the source of this 4067-nucleotide messenger RNA. RefSeq names its product protein mono-ADP-ribosyltransferase PARP16-like. Bases 80 to 1126 code for a protein of 348 amino acids. Gene Ontology annotation, biological process: endoplasmic reticulum unfolded protein response. The record is from RefSeq and is a predicted model, not a curated record. The transcript is spliced from 7 exons. Lineage: Eukaryota; Metazoa; Mollusca; Bivalvia; Venerida; Veneridae. Gene Ontology annotation, cellular component: nuclear envelope; intracellular anatomical structure; endoplasmic reticulum tubular network. Gene Ontology annotation, molecular function: NAD+ poly-ADP-ribosyltransferase activity; protein serine/threonine kinase activator activity; kinase binding.
UAAUAUUAUAUAACUUUUUCAGAAUGGAUUUAUAAUGAUGCAGUUUUGAAGCUGUUAGGACAGAGGGAAAUUUGAAAAGAUGAUGGCAACAAUGGAUUUAGGGGCCCAAGGGGUCACUGAGGAGAUGACAGAAUUGGCAGAGUAUAUAAAGGAGAGGAUAUGGCAAGAUCCUCUGGCAGCUGAUCUGCAGUGGAGUCUAUUUCUGGCAGCUUUGAAAAGUUACAGAUGCGAUUCUGUUCUGCGGCCAUUUCCACCAAUGUUUGUCGGGGAAGAUGAUGAAAAAGAUCUGAAAGCACUGCAUGCAGUAGUAGAUGAUGUUCCGGCAUUGUCCCGUUUGUCAAGGGAAUGUUACAAACAGCCCACAAAACUACUUGAAUUGAUCAAAUGGGUACUUGAUGCGAGGGCCUUCUCUCUGGCAUCUGUCAACAAAAACAAGUUACAAGAAAUACGCAAGUUGACGGGCCACACAGUAAAGGUUCCAGAACCAAAGUACAUCUUUGAAGUCUCACCAAGUGCCGUUGCUGAUGAAAAAUUUCUACAUCUGCAGGGUGAUCGAGAUUUGUUAUAUGCUUAUCAUGGAAGUCGACUCGAAAAUUUUUAUUCUAUUUUGCAAAAUGGUCUUGCAUCACAUAUGAAUAAGAUUUCAGUCUUUGGAGAAGGGACCUAUCUAUCAAGUGAACUGUCUGUAUCGAUGAUCUAUAGCCCAGAUGGUGCAGGUUGGGAUCACUCUGAGCUGGGAAACAGACUGAGCUGUAUUGCUGUUUGUGAAAUGAUAGAUGAUCCAUCAGUGAAAUGUCAGGCUAAACCCUAUGCAGAAGAUAUGAAACAUGUUCCUGGUGGCACGCCAGUGCGUUCUCGUGCAAAUGCAGGCCCUAGCGAAGGUGGUGAUGUGCCUGAGAAAUACUAUGUUGUACAAAAUAAUGAGGUUAUCCGGGUCAAAUACCUCCUAGUCUAUGCAAACAAAACUACUUCACAUAAAUCACAAAGAAUGCGGGGACAGUCGUGGUUCAUACAAUACAAGUUUUCAUUAAUGAUGUUUGCCUAUAUUGUCAUACUUUGUGCAAUAGGUCUGAUGAAUUCACAGACAUUUCAGUCAAUGUGGAGACGGAUGUGGCGCCCUAGAUAAUCUAUGGAAACCUAUUUUGAAAUACUACGAAAUUGUUUCAUUUUUAUUGACAUAAUUUUUUUUGGUUUUAGCCAGAAUGGCUAGUUUUGAGGGAUUUGAGAUUUUUUAAGUUACAAAUUUAAAGAUCUAUAGAUUUCAGAUUCAAAAGAUAAUUUUAAUAUGAUAAGUGGGAAUUUUAUUUGCUUGUAAAAUUUUAUUUCGUGGAUUGAGGAAAUGGAGACCUACAUAAAUAAUUUCCCCUAAAAUAAUAAUGAUUUCAUAGUUUAUAUAUAGUGAUAACAGAAAUCCAGAAAAAAAACAGUAUUUUCUUCAUUAUUUACUGCUGCUCUACUUUAGAGUGACCAUCUCAAAAGUGAAAAUUGGUCACUGUGACAUUAGAGAUAUUUUUUGAGGAAUAUACUCUGGGAAUAUUUCAGAAUAUAAGAAUCUGUUUAAAGAACUUGAGUUCAAAAAGUCUAUGUAAUUUUGUGUUAUUUUUUUGUAAAACAAAGUGGCAAGGUUAUUUAUGUCACUUGCAUUAUGUGCAUUUAAACUUACAUGUAUUCUGACAACUUACUUUUUAAAGUUUUAUAGCUAAUUAUUCCACCUGAAGCCUGACAUCAUUGAUAAGUAUUCUCGCCUUUUCUACUGAUUAAUUUUGUUUUCUUCAUAUUUCUGUCAUAUAUGACAAGGUCAAUAACUCCAGCAGUAUAUUUCUGAAUUACACCCUUUCUUCCUUUGAGCUUAAGUUUCUAGCACUUUCCAAAGUAAACAUAUUUGUUAUAUGAAACAGACAAAUCAACAAAUACAUGCAUUUUGAUAGGGCCUAUGUAUACAGCUCUCUGUGCACUAGUUAUUGUCAAGCUUAAGUUGAAGCUGCUUAACUGCACUCUGAUUAUUUUGCAAAGGCUAAAUACAGUUUGAUCCUGCCAUAGCAGCCAUCUGUGUUUAACAACCACUUAUGUUAAGCUGCCAAUCAGCUACCUUCCUAACUUGACUUCUUUUUUCUGUGCUUAAUACGGGUUUGCAUGUACAUUAAAAAAUAGGUUUAAUUAAUAAUUUUCUACAAAAAUGUAUGGACAGGGACUGUACUCUCAGGUACAUGUAUUAUGUCUGUUGAUUGUUUGAUAUCUUUAUUCACUUCCAAGACCAAUAUUGAUUUAGGUAUGUUUAUAACUAUUGAAGGCACACCAUUGCUAAUUAGUUAAGCCACCUGUAAGAAUUGGAACCAGUGCCUUACCCUUGCAUGAUCGUAAGAGGCGACUAAUAGGGUCUUAACACUUGGUUUUUCAGUAACUCUGUGAUUCCAGCAGGUAUGCAAAUUUUGAUUCCAUACCUCAUGUUUUUAUUUCGAUGUAAAUGAGAUGUGGAACCAAAUUUUGUAGUCCCGUUUGGUGCCAUAUAACCUUUACUGUGUUGGUGUGCCGUAAAACCCAAAUAAAUACAUGUAUAUUUUUACUUAAAAUGAAACCUUGUAUUAAUUUCACACGUCCUCCAUUCCAUCUAGGGAAGAUGUCAUUUAUUGUUAAACAUUCAGUGACUAAUGUGUCUGUGGUCAUUGGAUGACCCCUAUUGUUUUUGAGGUCAAGGUAGUGGUGACCUUGAGACUGGAAAUUGUUUCGAACCAAUAAAAAAUCGAAACUGCUUUGGCCUUAGACUGUCAAACUUAAUAGAAUUAUUGCUUGUUUUCAGAAGAUAACCCUAAUAUGUCUGUGGUUAUUUUUGAGGUCAAGUUAGCAAUCACUUCCAUUCUGGAAAUGGUUUCUGAUCAGUAAUUGGAGAAUGCUUUGGUCUAGGACUUUCAAACUUUGUAUCAUGAUUGUCUGUGGUCAGUGCAUGACCUCUGUUACUUUGGAGAUCAAAGAUCAAAAUCAUGGUGAACUGAAGCUUAAAAUGGUUUAGGAUCUAUAGCUGAAGGGCACAUAGGCCAACAUCUGUCGAAGUUAAUAGCAGGAUUUUCUAUAGUGAGUGGACGAGUCCUUUUGUCGUUGAGUUAAUGAGGUCAAAAGUCAAGGUCACAGUAUACUUGAGACUGACAGUUACACACCAUGUUACCUCAGACAGGCAGUUCAUGGGCGCUGGACUGAUAGUUAUAUACAAUGUUACCUCAUACAGGUGAUCAUGGGGGCAGUAUAUGUUUUGCAAAUAUCUCUUCUAUUUUUGUAGUGUUAUAUGUUAUAAAGAGCAGCAAUGUUACAAGUAAUGCUCCUGAAAUGUACAAAGUGUAACGACAGUUACGAGGUCAGUUACACUGUGUUUUGAAAUCCCUCCAGAAAUCCACAUGCUGUUGAUUUAAGAUUUACUUGUUAUCCAUGUCAGCUGACACAGCUGGUACUUUUACAAAAGAACUUCCUGUUACUGGUAUUUAUGGCAACAAAAUGUUGACAUUGAUAUAAAUAUGAUUUUUUUUAAUUAUGAUUUUUAGUAUGUCUUAAAAUUUUAAUGUUUAUCUAUUUAACCUAUUGGUUUUUUGCAUAAUAUGCAAUUUGUGGGGAUUGAUUAUAUUGGAUUACAUUUUGUUUUAGGGAAAAUUGACAACUAUGCAUGUGAUAUAGAUAUAUAUUCAUUUUGAAUUUUAUAAUUAUAUUUGAUUUUCAUUCAUAUAAUAUGUAAGGUAUUGAGGUAUGUUUUAUGUACAUGUAAGACAAAAUCCCCAAUGUUCAGUUUGGCCAAGGUGGAAAAAAAACUUUCCAUUUGAUUUGUUUAGUAAUAUUGAUAUGAUAAUUACAAAAAUGAUACACUUACUAUAAAUUUAUACUGCUAAGUUAAUAAUUAUCCUGGGAGCCUCCAAGGCUGAGUGGUUGAGCUUGCUGACUUCAAAUCACUUGCCCCUCAUCAAUGUGGGUUCAAGCCUCACUCGCGACAUUGAAUUUUUCAUGUGAAGAAGCCAUCCAGCUGGCUUACGAAAUGUCGGUGGUUCUACCCAGGUGCCCACUUGUGACAAAAUAAUGCACAGAGGGGC